Molecule: messenger RNA, 2460 nt
Organism: Metschnikowia bicuspidata var. bicuspidata NRRL YB-4993
Lineage: Eukaryota; Fungi; Ascomycota; Pichiomycetes; Serinales; Metschnikowiaceae
Gene: SPB1
Product: 27S pre-rRNA (guanosine2922-2'-O)-methyltransferase
Exons: 1
Coding region: 1-2460 (819 amino acids)
Biological process (GO): rRNA methylation; maturation of 5.8S rRNA from tricistronic rRNA transcript (SSU-rRNA, 5.8S rRNA, LSU-rRNA); maturation of LSU-rRNA from tricistronic rRNA transcript (SSU-rRNA, 5.8S rRNA, LSU-rRNA)
Cellular component (GO): nucleolus; preribosome, large subunit precursor; nucleus
Molecular function (GO): rRNA (guanine) methyltransferase activity; rRNA (uridine-2'-O-ribose)-methyltransferase activity
Source: RefSeq, a predicted model, not a curated record
AUGGGUAAAACUCAAAAAAAGAAUAGCAAGGGUCGUUUGGACCGGUACUACUACCUAGCAAAGGAAAAGGGUUACAGAGCACGUUCUUCUUUCAAAAUUAUACAAAUCAACGAGAAGUAUGGACAUUUUUUAGAAAAGUCGAAGGUGGUCGUAGAUUUGUGUGCUGCACCAGGUUCUUGGUGCCAAGUAGCAUCCAAUUUGUGUCCUAUUAACUCCUUGAUCGUCGGAGUCGAUAUUGUCCCUAUAAAACCACUUCCCAACUGUAUUACUUUCCAAUCAGAUAUCACCACGGAAGAUUGCAGAUCGAAGCUUAGAGGACACCUUAAGACGUGGAAGGCAGAUACCGUCCUUCACGAUGGAGCACCAAAUGUUGGUUUGGGAUGGGUUCAAGAUGCAUUCACUCAAUCUCAAUUAGUAUUGAAGGCGUUGAAGCUUGCGACAGAACAUUUGAUACAGGGAGGAACUUUCGUUACUAAGGUCUUUAGAUCAAAGGACUACAACAAUUUGAUGUGGGUAUUUCAACAACUCUUCGAGAAGGUAGAAGCGACCAAGCCUCCUUCCUCUCGUAAUGUGUCCGCAGAAAUCUUUGUUGUCUGUCAGGGCUACAAAGCUCCAAAGAAGCUAGAUCCACGUUUAUUGGAGUUGAAAGAGGUCUUUGAAGAAGUAAGUCAGGGCAAACCAAACAAUGAAGCCAAGGUUUUUAAUCCUGAAAAACACACGAGAAAAAGACAAGGAUAUGAAGAAGGAGAUUACUUACUUUACAAAGAAAUGCCCCUCUUGGAAUUUGUAAGAAAUGAAGAACCAAUUAAUGUAUUGGGAACUUUAAACAAGUUAGUUGAACCUUCCAAAGAUGAUCAAGAAUGGAAAAUCUUAAAGAAAUUGAGACACUGUACUCCUGAAUUCCGUGAGUGUGUGAAGGACUUGAAAGUCUUGGGAAAGAAAGAUUUCAAACUCAUCUUGAAGUUUAGAAAAGAAGCAAGGGAAAUAUUAGGCUUGGACGAUCAACCAGAGUCUGAAGAAACGCAAGACAAAGAGGUUUUCAAGACUGAAGAUGAAAGAAUCAAUUUCGAACUCGAUAAAAUGACUGAGAGGUUAAAGCAAAAAAGAAGACGGGAAAAGAAACGUGCGAAUGAAAUGAAGCAAAAAGAAAUAAAACGUGCACAGAUGAAUAUGAUGACUGAUAUGACUAUUGGUAUUGAAGCGGGUCAAUCAGGAAUAGAUUCCAUGUUCAGCUUGACUACAGCUGAAAAAACAGGGCAACUUGAUGAUCUCGCCAAAGGAAAGAAGAAAAUGGUCUGGGACGAAAACACCCUGAAUGAAGGUACAGAGCUUGAGCUGAAACCAGAUGAGCUCGACUCUGAAACUGAACUUGAUAACUUAGAAGCUCUGCUUGAUAAUAUGUAUGAACAGUACAAGCAAAAGAGGGCAGAAAAGAGUUCAAACUACCGAGCGAAAAUGAUGAGAGGCGAUGCCGAUGAUGAACCUUGGGAUGGAAUUAAUUCCAACGAUGAGGAAAGUGAGGACGAUGGAAGGGCAUUCGAGUCUGAGUCUGAUACAGACGAUGACGUGGACUCUGAUGAACAGAUCCGCCAAAUCAUGCAAAGAAAACAGCAAGAAGAAUCCAGGAAACAAGCAUUAGCUUUCUUUUCGUCAAAUUCGGUAUUCUCAGAGGUCUGUGAUGAGGAGUUGCUUGAUGGUUUGAGAAAGCCAAGUAAAGAGGUGGUUGCCAACUCCAAUGGUGUCUCUCAAAAACCAAAAGAUGAUGAUUUGGAACAUGAAAUGGAACACGAAAUGGAAAUCGUUAAAGCUGAUAUCAGCUCAGAUGAGAGUGAAUCCGGCUCUGACUCUAAUGAGGAAAGUAUUGGGCGCCAACUUAAAAGAGCUCAAACACAAAAGGAGAGAAUCGAUCUUAAUACUGUUGAGGCAAUGACGCUUGCACAUCAAGUUGCUCUUGGAAAGAUGAACAAACACGAUUUGAUAAAUGAGGGUAUCAACAAAUAUGCUUUCAGAGAUCAAGAGAAUGUGCCGGAUUGGUUUUUAGACGACGAAAAAAUGCACUCGAAGGUUGCAAAGCCUAUCACAAAAGAGGCUGCCGCUGCUAUCAGAGAAAAAAUGAAGGAGAUGAAUUCUCGUCCAAUCAAGAAGGUCUUGGAAGCACAAGGUAGAAAGAAGAUGAGAGCUUUAAGAAGGCUUGAAAAACUCAAGAAAAAGAGUGAUUUGAUCAACGAAGAUGGUGCUAAAAGCGAGAAAGAUAAGGCUGAGGAAAUCCUGAGUUUGAUGCGUAAGUUAACCAAGAAGCAAAAAGUGAAGCCGAAAACUACACUUGUGGUAGCCAAGGGACACAAUAGAGGGUUGAGCGGCAGACCUAAAGGUGUUAAAGGAAAGUACAAGAUGGUCGAUGGCGUUAUGAAGAACGAACAACGGGCAUUGAGACGCAUUGCAAAGAAACACAAAAAGUAA